Molecule: messenger RNA, 7772 nt
Organism: Aedes albopictus (Asian tiger mosquito)
Lineage: Eukaryota; Metazoa; Arthropoda; Insecta; Diptera; Culicidae
Gene: cdc14
Product: mucin-5AC
Exons: 7
Coding region: 1808-5329 (1173 amino acids)
Biological process (GO): cilium assembly; positive regulation of cytokinesis; protein dephosphorylation
Cellular component (GO): cytoplasm; kinociliary basal body; nucleolus
Molecular function (GO): protein serine/threonine phosphatase activity; protein tyrosine/serine/threonine phosphatase activity; protein tyrosine phosphatase activity
Source: RefSeq, a predicted model, not a curated record
GUAGAAGAGUAGUAAGUGUAGUUUUUGACUUCGGUUCGGUCGGUUGCGAGACUGUGAGCAGCAAAGUGAAAAGACCACAAGACAAGGCACAGUCUCUUCGGUGGUGUUUUACCCGACGGGUCGCGGUUCUUCUAUCGACAUUAUUGGAAAACGUCGCCGUCGUCGGUUGGCAUCAGUAGGAAUAUCUAAUUGCAAGUUUAGUUGGGAGAGGGUAAUCAUUAUCGGAACAGUGUCCGCCCGAGGAAAAUUUCAAUCCGAUUGAAUCAUCACACGCAGCUUCGGUGGAACGACGGCUGGAAGUGCAAUCUGCUGAUGAUGGUUGGCUAAUCAAUGGAAGCGAAGAAAAGAGGGACGCUCUUCCACCAAGCCCACUUCUACUAGAUGAAAAUAUUUACACCACACGGCGCGAGUACUUGUCUUGAAUCGCUUCGCAGCGCGUUCGAGUGCGUAGCAGAUCGGAUCGGAAGAUCGUACUAGUAGUGGCCUGUGUCUGGGGUAGAAAGAUAAAAGUGCGAAAAGCCAAGCCGCGGCUGUAGAAUUUAAAUAGCGCCUCGAACGGGCAAGGAGCAAGGGCGGGGGACGACGACGAGGAGACGAAGAAGAACAAGAGUGCGUGAGUGAGAAAAUUUUCUUGUACAAAGAAAGGUGCAAUACUCGGGGUUUGGGGUGUACAACAAUCUAGUUAGCCAGAUGGGGUAACAGCUCUCAGGUGUUUCCAAUUCGAACGAGACAAGGAAAAUCCGCGAAUUCCAAGAAGUGCAUGGCUUGCUUCGGUUUGUGACUGCGAGCGAGCGACGAACAACAACAGGGAGAACGGGGUGCGACGGCGCGACAAAUGAUUACGCGAUUAUUCUGUGGUUGAAGAAGAAACACAGUAAGUAGCUAGUGCGGUGCGACGACACAAGUUUUGGAAUUUUCCUGUGCGAAGCGAGGGGGGAAAUCAACAAUUUUACGACACCACCAAAUAGUUUGUGCUAACAAGGAACGAGAGAGAGAGUCCGCGAGCAAGGAUUAGAAGAAAGGCUCCCGGUAGCCGGCGACGUGGCAGACAGGUUUUUGUGCAUCCGAAGGAAGGAGGCGCAGUGCUGAAUACUGAAAAUUGCGAGCGGAGGGAGCGGAGCAUCAGUGAAGUAGUAGGUGGAGGAGCGGAGCUGACAGAAAAGAUACGGCGAAGACGACGGCCGGACGGACGAACGCGGCGACGAGCGAAAGACGGAUUUUCUAGCGCGCGACGACGCAAACCAAAGGUUAACAAGAUGCAACCGGUUCUGUGUCGAGUGGAGAAGGUCCUGCUGGAGUGACCUCCAUCGUCGUCAAUCUUCCGAGCGCAACCCCCACAUGCAACCAAGGACGGUUCUCCCUCGUGAAGGAAACUACAACUAAAGUCAUAAACCUCGUCCUCGCUCUGACGUCGUCGUUCGAGCGCCGCUACAGUGCAUUGGAAACUGUGUUGAAGUAGUCCAGCAGCGUCCGGUCACCGCAUACAAAGGACAUCCGACCUCAUACACACACACCCCCUUGGGCGCGCGCGAUGUUCGUCCUUGAAAGCCAACGAAGAAGGCGGUGGGAAACAACUAAAAUCUAAGCCAUCUUUUUUGUGUUACAACAACAACAAACAAGGGUCUAAGGUCACGCGAUUGGUUAGCGACCGGACUGGACUGGACUGAACUUAGGAGCCCGCGUGAGUGGGCUGGAAAUAGCAUUGGCCUACUAAGGCUCACGAAGUGCUGUUAUCGCUCGCGACAAUCAUAGCCCUUGAAAGGCCCCCCAACAGCAGCUGUUGUCGCCGUCAGCGCUAGGACCUGGAAUGAUGUUUGGUCAACGCAGUGAAAAGAUGGAUCUGAACAAUGAGAACAUUCAGUCCGCCUCGGAGAUUAUUGAAAACCGCCUCUACUUUGUCGCCUUCAAAAAGGACUUCAAACCGCGCGGCACGUCCAACACGCACUACUUCAGCAUCGACGACGAGCUGGUGUACGAGAACUUCUACAACGACUUCGGUCCGCUGAACAUCUGCAUGCUGUACCGGUACUGCCGGUUACUAAAUGAAAAACUCCGCUCGUCGCAGCAUGCCAAGAAGAAAAUCGUCCACUACACCACGGUAGAUGCGUCCAAGCGGCUGAACGCCGCCUACUUGAUGGGCGCCUACUCGGUGAUUUAUCUGAAGCGAACGCCGGACGAAGCGCUGAAACCGCUGACCUCGGGGUGUAACGUGCUGACCUAUACCAAGUUCUGUGAUGCGUCGUACGUGUACUCCGGCUACCGGAUAUCGCUGUACGAUUGUAUCCACGCUGUGGCCAAGGCACUGGAGGCGGGUUUCUUCCGAUUUGAUGACUUUGACGCCCAUCAGUACGAGUACUACGAACGGGUGGAGAACGGUGACUUCAAUUGGAUCGUGCCGGACAAGUUUCUGGCGUUUUGCGGACCGCACAGCAAAUCCCGACUGGAUAAUGGGUAUCCAAUUCAUGCGCCGGAGACGUACUUUGAGUACUUCAGGAAGUACAACGUGACGACGAUCAUCCGGUUGAACGUGAAGAUCUACGAUGCGGCGAGGUUCACCAACGCGGGUUUUACGCAUCACGAUCUGUUCUUCGUGGAUGGGAGUACACCGAACGAUGCCAUACUGAAGAAGUUUCUGACAAUCUGCGAACAGGCGGACGGAGGCAUUGCGGUGCACUGUAAAGCGGGUCUCGGUCGCACGGGUACCCUAAUCGGAGCGUAUCUCAUCAAGCACUACAACUUUAACGCACUGGAAGCGAUCGCUUGGCUGCGACUAUGCCGACCCGGAUCCGUGAUUGGCCAUCAGCAGCAGUGGAUGCUGAGCAAAGAGGCCUACCUGAUGAACGAGGGUGUGGCCUACCGGAAGCGCCACUCCAUUAGCAAACCUCCGAAGCACGAGUUCGGAAUCUACAGUAUUAAACAGUAUGACGAGAGGGCAACGGAGGAACAGGAAGUCAGUAAGGACUCCGGUGUGCGGUCGCUUCUCUCGACGACUUCGUCGUCCGAGUCCUCUUCCAGCGGAUCGUCAUCGACGACUUCCUCGACAACCACAACUCCGGUGGCCAACAAGGUGCCGAUUGCGACGAUCGCCGGAAGCUGCAACAACAACCGGGUGCAGAUGCUGCUGAAGGAGCGGGUCCGGGGGAUUUCCCACAAGGUGGACACCAUGCGGCUGAACGACGAGGAUGUAACCAGUAACAAUCUGAACAACAACUUUGACGGCGGAACAACGAGAACCACCACCGGGCUGAUCGUGGAUGUGGUCGAUGGGGUCGGCACAGUGCCGCCACCAGCUUUGACCGCGGACAUGAAAUGUGCCACCAUUCCGGUUACGAGGCGAUCGAAAACGGUACGAACCAGCCGGUUGAUCACGAUGGAGCAGUCGCAGCAGACGCAGGGCGACAAGCUCAAUCAGAUCAAGGCCAUGCGGAGGAGACCGUCCCGGUCGGCGAAUGUUAUUACGCAGUGCCAUGACGAAACGAUCGCUAACAAUCGUUUCAAUUUGAAUCACGUCCAUCACUACCAUCACCAUCAUUAUCACCACCAUCACCAUACCCGUGCUAAAUCUCAACCAUUCCGCAAUACUACUGCUGCCAUCAUUAAUCCGAACAACACUGCAACAACUGCAACAACAACCGCAACCAACAACAACAACUCCAACUCCAACAACAUCAUGAACAACAACAACAGUGAUCGAAUCGCUGCUGCUGCUUCUGGUGCUAGCCCCGCAAGUGUGCAAGCCAAUAAUCUCUUGAAUCAAAUCGCCUCAUCCAACAACAACAACCACAAUCACAACGUCAACAAUCAUCAUCACAAUCAACGGGUCACGACGACAGCAGCAACAAUCGCAGAAGCAGAAGCGACAGCAACAUCACCCAAGUCGGCAACGGCAUCACCACCACCACCAGCACCAGUCGAAGAAGUUCCUGUGUCACCUGUUACCACCGGAACCGGAAGCUCUACAAUGGCGACCUCUACGGUGACGAGUAGGCAUCCGCCUCCGGAAUCACCAGCGGACGGGAAUCGAGCGGGAAAGCAGUUAACAACAACCACCAUCAUUACAACAACUACACAUACUACAACAACUACUAAUACGUCAAGUUCUAAUUCUCUAAUUUCCAAUAUUCCCACGGUUGCAACGGCCACCACGACGAGUACGGUGACGUCGUGUGGUCCCGAUUCGGGACGAUGCCAUGCGACCACUGGGCUGUUGCUUCAGUGUGCCACCCGGACGCAGAACAAUCGGCUGUACAGCAAAAGGUCCGUCUCCGCCAGCCAACAACUCCAGCAGCAAAAGAACCGCAAGAAUGUACAAACCACAGCGGAGGUAAUCCUCGCCUCCACGACCCAAUCCGGAAUGACCACCCUAACCACAUCCCACACUACCGGCACGAACACAACUACCGCCAUCGCUGCCACACCGGCAUCCGGUGGACCUGCCUCGACGGCGGCCGUCAUCAAACUGACCGUCAAGGACGAGGUAAAACCACGGGCCUCGGUCCGCACGGUCCGAAACGCCAGCAUGGACAGCUACCACCACCACUAUCAGUACAUCAACAUCCCGAACAUCAUCACCUACAAGCGUGGGCGGUCGAAGAUUCCGGCCUCGGCCCGGUUACGAUCCAGCUUGGUAGAAACGGCCGGAAGUGGAGGAGCGGGGCCCGGAGGCAAGAAGGACAACUCGACGACGACGACGGUGGUGGAUGCCGAUGUGUUGAUUCUGAACAAACCGAUGACCCGGAGGUUGCGGAAUUCCGGAGGAGGAACCGCACCGCCACAGUUGAUCUCAGCGUUGGCAGGGAAGACGGCAGCGGCUGCUGCUGCUGCCAUCGCCGACGAGUUGAACGGGAAUGGAGGUUUGUCCACGUCGCUUCCGCUGAGCGGUGACGAUCAUCGGAACAACAACGGGGACAUCAACUUGGAGCUGACGAGUCUCGCCGGUGCUGUUCCAACAGUCGUCGGUGGUCAAAGUCAGAGUAGCGCAGUCGUGAAGCGCAACAAACGAUCUCGAAGCAGUACAAAGAUUGAGAAGGAGAAGAACGACGAAAAGGGAAGCAAGCUGCUGCGGAAGAACGGAGCGGCCGGGGCGGGGGCAAGCGGGAUUCCAGUAGCAACGAAGACCCUCGCGGUGGCGGCGGGUAGCGAUUCCAAGGGCCAAGUGGCCAGCAGCGUGGAGAGUAUCACGUCGGCGGCCAGUACGCCGACGGCGAGCCUCACGCGGAACACUUUCAGCAGUAGUUCGCUGAAUCGAAAGGCAGGUGGCGUUGGGACGAAGGCUACUGCGACGGAAACUUCGUCCGCGAGUAAUUCCCUGAAGUCGCGGAAGAAAUGAAGACGAACGUACUAUUGAGGAGGAGGUGGUGCUCCAGCGUGGGAUCCCAAUCCGGAAUGGAAAUAGCAUUUUUUCGUAUUAAUUGAUCAUUACUAAUCCUAGAUUAGUGGACUGCAAUCAUCAUUGGAGGUUAGGUAAGUGGGAAAAUCAGCGAAGGGGGGAACAGAUCCGGACGGAAACACCCGGUUGCUGUGAUGUGAUUUCAUUAACGCUGUCGUCAUAAUUUUACGCUUGAUUUUGUUUGUAUGUUUAAUUUUCUCAUGGCCUACCUCUCUCACCGAUCACACCACUAACUAUCUCUGUCUCUCUUAGCUCUAUCCACCUAGCAGUGCAUCUCGAAACUUUCGAGUCUCGAUCCAGUGUUGUUACGCUUGGUACGCCGCUGUACUUUAGCGUAUUAUUUCGCCUAUUAUGAUAAGUUAGUUAACUCGUUAACGCAAAAAGUUUACACACAAUCCACAUCGCAGCGCGAUCAUAUUACGUUUAAGUUGGCCGAAUUGAAUUAUUUAGCAAGCGCGUGUAAAGUUUUUUUCCUAGUGUAAAAUCGUGUCAAUCAUCCUUCAUACAGAAGCAAGCAAAGGAAUCAAGGAAUUACCGAGUGUGUGGUUUUUGGGACGUAACGGAAUGCAAUGAUGUGUACGUAUUUAGAGUGUGCUUUUGAUAAGGGCCGCAGUAGCUAUUAACUGACGCUAGGAAAUUGCGCCAUACAAAGUUUUCUCCUGUAAAUUUGUUCCCAACAACCGUUGUAUUGAAUCGAAGUAGGCAGGAAUGUGCUGAUUACUGUAACAAACAAAUUGUACAGAUUGUUGUAACAAAAGCCAGUGCCGGAGCGAGGUGUGUUGAAAUUAUAAACACGAAAAGGUAGUGAAUUGUAAAUUUGUAAGAACAAAAACACCGUGCUGUGGCAAUUUUCAAGUACAAAGUAAAAUUUAGCACGUUUUUUUGCUGUCUAUUUAUGUUCUUUCCCCUUAAUCGCAUUUUCUGACCGCCAUCUUGGAUUUUGAUCCGCCAUUUAAGAUUCCAGAAAGUCGUCGAACAUUAAUUUUCGGAGUCUAGACGUCUUCCCCAUUCCGAAGGCACCCUUGUUUUCAGUCGUCAAAUCCUAAACAUUUUGCCGCCAUCUUGGAUGUUGAUCCGCCAUCUUUGAUUCUGCAAUGGCUUGCGGUGCUCUUGUGCAACAUUUUUAUCCUUAUUUUGAAUCUUUUUCUAUGUUCGUUAGAUUUUUUAUACGUAAUCCAAUAUUUUUAUUUUUGUUUGUAUUUAUCUUUCUUUGAAAACUUUUAACAUACAAAUAUAACGUACUAGAUUAAUGCUAUUUAUCGCCUAAGCACACUCCCGUAGCUCAUAACCAGUUAUAGCUCUAAUUAGUCAAAAGCUUUGCCGGCGAUAUACGACGCCACAAACGUAUCCACUGUUCUUUUCUUUUCUGUACAGCUUCCUUUCUUGCAUCGAUUGACGACUUCGAUCGCACGCGAAUCAUUCACUACCUACCCUCACCACAGACAGAGAUGAUGGAUUACGAUUUUUGAAAAUGUUGUAAGAAAAACAGUAUUUUAAUGAAAGUUUUCUCUCGAAAUAAAUCUCGUAAAAUCAUAGAACUCGGUCAUAUAACCAACAACUGUAUUUAUGAAAAACUGCAACAAUCACACAUACACACACUUGGUGACAUAACAACAACACACUCACACACACAUAAGAAACCCGUAGUGAGAUCGUUCCAACUAAAUCUGUUUAGAAUCAAAUUGGUAGAACUGAAGACUAAAACUAUAUUCAACCCUAGCGAAAAAAAAACACCCGCCAUAUAUUGUAAAUUGAAGUUUAUGUAACAAAAUAAGAAUCGGAACGGAGCAUAUUGAUCUGAGAAAGAUUGUACUAAUUAGGAGGGAAAACGAAUCAUAUAUGCAUUAAUGUGACUGAAAAACGUCAAUAGAUUUAUAGUUUUUAAGAAAAAACAAACACAACAACAUUUGGCAGAAGUAAACUAAAUAAAAAAUCGAAAGAGGCACUGUGCAAUGAAUGAAUGAACGAUGGAACACCCGUACACACAAAAGACACCGCACCCACAGAAAAUAAUAAUAUCAGCUAAAUACAACAACUGUGACUUAACACUGCACUGAAGGAAAAGAAAACAAAACAAAACAAACAUACUUUAAUAGACACACAUUCACACACACACUAGCAAAUAGGAACUAAGAAUUGAAAACAAAACACACACACACACUAUCAUUCACACUUAACAACACGCGGAAACAUUGGAAAACAACUAAUAUUUGGACAUGAUUAGGAAGUAGUGAACAACAAAAUUUGAAAACAUUAAUGCAUUAUCUAGGUUAAUAGUUGAAACAAACAAAUAAACAAAACAAACAAAAAAAAAAAACUAAGAAAAAAGUGCAUAUAUAGCGAAACACAAGCAGUACUAAAAUGAAACAAAUAAUUAACAAAA